ACUCAUCGGACCUUUCCCACACCGGACCAUCCCUACUCCCACUCCCACACGGGGUGCAACUCUGUAGUCACCAGAAACAGUUCAAAAACUUAUAGAGCAUCGUUGCGGUCACACUUAUAGCAGAAGUUAGCACCCUUCACUAGGUGUAGUGUAUAAAUACAGCGGCAAGCAUCGGGACUAGCUUCCCACUUUCCGGCGAAAACAGAAACUCGGAGAGUCGGCUUGAGGCUCCUUAUAGACCUGAUGAAUUGUAGGUCUGGACAGCCCUCAGCACUCACGGACUUCCUGGGAAGACGCCUUUUAAAUCCUCAAGUCUGCGAGAACCUGAGACCUGUUCUGUGUCCUCUGCCACUUGACUAAUAACAAAGGUUCUGCAAGCAGUGGAGAUGGCCUGCAGAUCACCGGCUUAAUAUCCUCACAUAAAAGGGGCAAGUGGGGACAGAAGUCACAGGAAACCCCAGAGAAGCAUCCAGCAGCAAUGGUUCAACCCAGCCAUGAGGAGGACGAUGAUGAGGAUGAGUCUAAAGUUGGUUUCAGCAGAGAGCCUAUCCGCAGGAACUCUCGCUUUUACCGGUCAAUGAGGAAAAAGAGGCUGGUUUCAUCUGAGCAGUCUGAAAGUUCUACCAGGCCCAGCUUGGACCCAAGUCCAUCCAACAGAACAGCAGUCUCCUACUCUAAUGCUCCCUUACCCCACAAAUCACCUUUGUUGCCUGGGGCUAGACGCCGUCAGCUCACACCACAGCUACAUCAUUCCAGAACUGUGUUGCCAAGCAAUGGUGAGGCCAGCAGCAGACAUACUCUGUACAACCUAGAUGCUGUGGAUAAGAGAAGAGGAGGAGUGGGAGGAGGGAGUGUGGACAUAUCCGCUGCCUUAAACAGCCAGCAUAGAGAUUUUAAAGCUGACAUGAUCACUUACCGGACUCAUGGCAUUCAUAGUGGAGACAUAAAAAAGCUGUCUGAGCAAACAGCUGCAGCUUGCACCGUGCAGGAGGUCAGAGGGAUAGCCAUGAGCUCACAGCAGCCCAGUUCUGAUGGCGCACACCAGGAUAACGUCAACCUCAGGUUGCUGAGCAAUGGAGAAAGCUCCCAGACAAUCUGCCACAGCCUCAACAUCGUCAAAAACAUUGCCUUCCUUUACCAGGAAUACCGGGAUACCUCCAAGCAGCAGGAGAUCGAGCAACGGCGGCAGCGUGACAGCCUUUCUCCUGGGGUUAUGGCAGGGACUGUGGUGGCAGAGGCCCCCCCAGCAUUACAGCUGCAGCUGAGGAACAGUGCUCGCUCACUGAGCUUGUGGCAAAACCUGGAAGCCGUGCAGGCCAGUGGCCUGCUCACCCAGUUACCACAGAAAGAAAUCAUAAUUCAAGAGGCCAUGUUUGAGCUUGUUACCUCAGAAGCUUCCUACUACAAGAGUUUGGAAAUUUUAGAGACUCACUUCCUCCGUAACCCUGUGUUAAUCAACACUCUCAGCCAAUCCGACAUGCAUUUUUUGUUCUCCAACAUUGAGGAAGUCAUGAAAGCCAGUGAAAGGUUCCUGAUGGAUCUUGAGCACCGAAUCGAAAAGUCCAUUUUGAUUUCUGAUGUGUGUGACAUUGUUUACUAUCAUGCUGUGGAACACUUCAGUGUCUUCAUCAAAUACGUUAUUAACCAGGUAUACCAGGAAAAGAACUACAGACGCAUUUUAGAGGGAAACCAGGCAUUUCGCGAGGCCAUGGCUGCACUGGAGAACCAUCCUCGUGUCAGAGGCCUGUCCUUCACGUCAUUCCUCAUUCUUCCUUUCCAGAGGAUCACAAGGCUCAAGCUGCUCGUACAAAAUAUCCUGAAAAAAGCUGAAGAAAGCUCAGAGAGGGAAGCAAAUGCUAUAAAAGCACAUCAGCAACUGGAGCAGAUUGUGAAAGAAUGUAACGAGGGGGUGCGAAAAAUGAGUCGCACUGAGGAGCUUAUCAGCAUUGAGAAAACACUGGAGUUUAAAUCCAAGUCUGUGCCCAUCAUUUCCCACUCACGCUGGUUACUGAAGAAGGGUGAAGUGCAGCUAAUGGCUGGACCUAAGAGCACAAGGACCAUUCGGAGUCGUAAGCUCUACCAACCAGUCUACUUGUUCCUUUUUAACAAUCUGCUGCUGGUUACCAAGCGCAGCUCUAGUGGGGACAAGUUCCAGGUUCUUGACUCAUGCACGCGGGCCAUGUUGAGGACUGAAGAUCUUGAAGACCAGGGCCAGCUGCUGGCCAGUGUCUUUAAUCUUAAACUGCUGGAGAACCAAGAGGAGCGUCCAGUCAACUACAUGCUCAAGACCGCCAGUAUGAGUGACAAGCUUCGAUGGAUGUGUGCUCUCACACCUAACCGGCGUACACGCUUUAUGUCUACUAGUGCCCAACAACCAGACUCUCCACAGGUGCAGUGUAUUCAGUCAUACUCAUCUCAGGAGCCAGAUGAACUCUCCAUUGAAAUGGCUGAUGUUUUGAACCUCGUAGAGAGAACAAAUGAUGGUUGGAUGAUGGGUGAGAGGCUCCAUGAUGGUGAAAGGGGCUGGUUCCCUAGUCGAGUAGUAGAGGAGAUCCAGAGCAAGGAGGUCCGAGCUCAGAACCUGAGAGAGGCCUUUAGGAUCCAGCAAGCCCAGGAAGGUGGAGGAGGCCCGCAAACUGGAGCCAGGGUUGGUUUAAGGGCAGGGAGACGCACACCAAAGGUCUCUAGCUUCUCCAGUCCUUGGAUUGAUCAAAUGGGGGAGAGCAGUGAAGUAAAGCAGUGAAUCAGUAAUAGUGAUGAUUAUCACCAUUCAGGAUCAUAUGCACUAAGAGAAACAUAAUCAGGAUCCAUGUUACCUAAUUACCAUACAAUGACAUCUUGUCCCUUUGAUUCUCAUUUAGCAGUGGAUGGUUUUAAACAUCCACAGUUUUAGUCUCAGUGAUCUGGGACAAAUUAUCAAAAUGUUUGAGUCAGUAACCUUGUACAAGCUAUGCUGUAUGUCUCAUAUGUAGUGAAUGUGUAUUGUAGGCCCACGCACUGCAGUGUGUAAUGCAUGGAGCAAAGCUCUGUGCUUGGGAGCUUUGUGUGGGAAUGGCAAGCCCUAAAAGUCUAUAGGCACUGUAAACAUCCAUCAGCUGCAUGGGCAAGUUUUAAAUCUUUUAAUGUGUUCAUUUCAUUCUGAACUACCUUUCAGCACUGAAUUAUACCCCACAGCCACAUUGCAUUCAAGUGUGUGGUGGCCGUGAGAGGUCAAUGCACUGCAACUUAAGAAAGCACAGGCAAAUAGACAAAAUAAAAGCAAUUAAAGAAGUGAUUUUCAUCAAUUUGGCAACUUGUGCAGCAUUCAGGAAAAAACUGCAAAGUCAGGAAACACAAAUCAAAUAGAAAAAAACACAACCAAAUACAGACACAGAACAUGACGGAAAUUAGUUUUAAAAAAACUCAUUCACUUAAUGGAAAUGAGGUAACAAUGUCCGUUUUUUAGUUUUAAUAUUCUGAUUGCAUGAUUAAGAUAUUGCAACACUUUAUUUGAAAAGAAAAUAAUGGCAAAAGGUUAACACUAGGUAAUAGCAAAUGCUUGAAAUAAUAUUUGAAUCAUGCAACCAGAAACUUACAUUAAAACUUACAUUGUUAACUAAUUUUACAACACUACUGAGUGAGAGUGAAAAUGGACUUGGACAUGGCAACAUAUAAGCGUGCCCCAGGUGUGUCCGGGCAUGUUCAUCAGUUUUUAGGUGUCCCCUGAAAACUAACUUUAUAACUAAGUUCUGUGUGACUUCCAUGCCAGCAUGUCUGUAUUUGGUUGUUCUCUGUUAUUGCAGCAUAUUCAUGUAUUUGGUUGUCUCUUUGCAGAAUUUUUAUAACAUGCUACACAUGUGUUGUAAAGUUCAAGAUUUUUUCUUCUUUUGUUGGUGUUUUUUCUAUUUACAUGUGUGGAGUACAUUGUCCUUUCAGGGCCACCAUACAAUUGUCUAGUAAAAUCAAUACAUAGAGUAGUAUUGUAUGCAAAUCACCAAUGAUUAUUUAAAAAGUCUGUGUCUAUGAAUAUUCAUAUAAGUGCUAAAGUGAUAUGUAUCUUUUGAGUAUGAAACACUGACAACAGCAAGAUUUGUCUGCUGGCUGUAAAAGGAUUCUCAAUGAUGGAGAAGAGUGGCAGUAGUUAGCUUGGCUUCACAGCAGUUACAAUAUUGUCAGGACAUCCAUAGAUAUGACAGGUGUCGAUUAGUAAUGAUGGGACCCAGUGCAACAUUCACCUCAUGAUAGGCACAUCUUCAAGUUUACUUGUAUGGCUGUGCAUUGUGAGGACCAGUGUGAGUUUUAAACAAUUGGAGUGAGGACAUUUUGGGAAAGUGAGGACAUUUUUUCUGGUCCUCACACCUUCAA
Molecule: messenger RNA, 4344 nt
Organism: Xiphias gladius (swordfish)
Lineage: Eukaryota; Metazoa; Chordata; Actinopteri; Istiophoriformes; Xiphiidae
Gene: ngef
Product: neuronal guanine nucleotide exchange factor
Exons: 18
Coding region: 479-2743 (754 amino acids)
Biological process (GO): activation of GTPase activity
Molecular function (GO): protein binding; guanyl-nucleotide exchange factor activity
Source: RefSeq, a predicted model, not a curated record